AUGAACGACCGCCUCCUCAACGAGGCCCGCGAUGCUGCACGAGGGAUCGACGAAAUCCGUGCCGGCGCACGGCAAGCAGCCGGUGCGCUGAACGACAUCGAACUGGGUAACCGCCUUCGGCAGGAUUUGCAGGCCGCUCAGGGUGACCUGGACGAUCUGUAUCGGCAGGCUGGUGACGGCGGUGCUGGUGCUGGCGAUCAGGCUGGCGGAAACUUCCUGUCCGGUUUCACUGACACGAUCGGCAACCUCGCGUCGUCGACAGGCCCUAUCGCUGGUUCGCUGCUUGGUGUCGCUGUCAUCGGUUUGACGGCUGGUGCUGCGCUCGCUGCCGCCAUUCAAGAGGGUAUGCAGCAGGAACAGAAUCAAGACCUGUUCCAGGCGCAGACAGGUGUCACCGAGGCGCAGGCCCGCAAGUUCGGUCUCGCAGCAGGUGAGUCCUACGCCGACGCUUUCGGCGAAUCGAUCGAGGGCAACCUUUCGACCGCGAAAGCCGCACUCGCGAACGGACUCCUGGACCCAGCCGCAACACAACGCGACGCCGAGAAGAUCAUCAACAGCCUCGACGGCGUCGCCACGAUCAUGGGCGAAGACAUCCCGAACGUCGCCCGCGCAGCAGGCAACGCUGUGAAGUCCGGUUUCGCAGUCGACGUGCAGGACGCUUUCGACCUGCUCGUCAAAGGCUCACAGAUGGGCUUGAAUGCCUCCGAGGAUCUGGUGGACACAGUCACUGAGUACUCGGUGCAGUUCGCGAAGGUCGGCCUGUCUGGUGCUGAAGCGUUCGGAUUGAUGAAUCAGGCUGUAAAGAACGGUGCCCGUGAUACGGAUACCGCGGCGGAUGCGAUCAAGGAGUUCGCAAUUCGGUCGAUCGAUGGGUCGAAGGCAGCAGCAGAGGCAUAUCAAGCUCUCGGCCUGAAUGCUGAAGAGAUGUCCGCGCAGAUCGCCAAGGGCGGCAUCGAGGGCUCUGAAGGUAUGGAAGAGCUACUGACCCGGAUCCGGCAGAUCGAGGACCCUCUCGUCAAGAAUGCUGUCGCUGUUGGCUUGUUCGGCACCAAGGCUGAAGACCUCGGUGACGCGAUGUACAAACUUGACCUGUCGACCGCUGUUCAGUCGAUGAAUGACUAUGAGGGUGCGGCGUGGCGUGCGAUCAACGUGAUGGGCGACAACGCCGGCACGUCGGUGCAGGGCGCGAUGAACUCCAUCAGUGUUGCGUCGGAUGGGAUGAAAGCUGCUCUUGCGCAAGCGUUCGGACCGUACAUCAAGGACUUCGCCGACAACAUCUCAAACAACCGUGCCGGUGUCAUUGAGUUUUUCAUCGAUGUCGGCAAUGGUGCGUUCGAGGGUGCGAAGGCUGUGCUCGGGUUCGUCGCUGAUGGUAUGCGUGGGCUCGCUGAGUUCGCUGGUGCCGGCGCGGACAUGUCGGUCAGCAUUCUUCGAUCGCUCGCUGACAUGGUUGGCGGUCUCGACACGCUGUCGACGGUGAUCAGCCUUGUCAUUCCUGGUUUCGAUGCGGGUGUUGGUGGCCUGUCAGACAAGCUGAAUGGGAUGGCUGACGCUGCCGAGAAGACUGGUGAGGGCAUCAAGAACGGCCUGAAUCAGGGCGCCGAUUUCGUGGACAACACGUUGGUGCCUGCUGUCGAUCAAGCUCAGAACCGUUUCAAUGAGUUCGCUGGCGAUAUGAAGUUGUCGGCGGCGUUCAACGAUGAGUCAGCGAAGGUCAACAAGGCGAUCGCUGAUAUCGGUGUUGGCGCUGAUGGUGCUGCGAUCAAGAUUGAGAACUGGACUGGUUCGAUCGAUCGCAACAAUGAGGCUCAGGUCAAGAUGGACGACGGCCUGAGAGGUAUGGCCGAUGCGCUCAGCAAUCAGAUCCGAACUGGUAUGGAAGCGGGCAAUACCGUUGAGGCGUUGACUGGGCAGUACAACGAGAACUAUGACGCUCUUCUCGGGCAGGUCAUGGCGACGGGCAUGUCCAAUCAGGCCGCAGUUGCGUACCUUGCGACGCUCGGGUUGACGCCCGAGUUCGUGGACACAACGAUCCGUCAGCCUGGCAUGCCAGAAGCCAAGUACGAGCUGGACGUGUUGAAGGGCAAGGUCAUCGAUGUCCCGGACGCGAAGACGAUCCACACGCAGGCGUUGACGCAGGAUUCAGUUGAUCAGCUUGAGGCCCUCGGGUUGAAGGUGGAAACCCUGCCAGAUGGCACUGUUCGGGUGACUGCUGAAACCGAUGAUGCUGAAGCUCGGAUGCAGGAGUGGUUGCGGCGCGACCGCAACCUGAACAUCAAAGUGAACUAUCUCGGGCUCACCGACGCCCAGGUGCGAGACUCACAGACGUACUCGCGCAAUGGUGCUGGCGGCAAGGUGCCGAUGGCUGACGGCGCUAUCCGUACGCGUGCGGACGGGAUGAUCGACACCGCGCACAUUCAGCAGGGUUCAGGGCAGGGCAUCUACACGAAGUCCCCGCUUGGGCCGGUGCAGUACGCGGAAGGUGAAACGCAGUGGGAGGCCUAUAUUCCGGGGGCGCCGUCGAAGCGGAGGCGUUCGGAGGCGAUCUUGCAGGAUGUGGCUCGCCGCUUCGGAUUCGGGUUGAUCAAACCUGACGCCAUCAAGAUGGCUGACGGUGGUGUCGUCGAGUCGUUCACCGGCAUCGCAUCCCAACACGCACCAGGACUGCAACUCACCUCGUCCUACCGGGACACCAACGACUACCACGGGCAAGGGAAGGCAGUCGACUACUCCAACGGCUCCGGCAACACCGAUGAGCAGUUGGCGUGGGCGAACUACCUCGCCGACAACUACCAGUCGCAGUUGGCGGAGUUGAUUUACUCGGAUCCGCGGUUCACUCGGAACAUCAAGGACGGGAAGAUUGUUGAUCCGUCGUUCUAUGGUGCGGCGACGAUGCAGCAGCACGAGAACCAUGUGCAUGCGGCGUCGAAGGAACCGUUGGGUGCGCCGUCUGGUGCGGGUAAGGAUGCGGCUCCUGCUGCUCCGGAUACUCGGACGGAGCGGGAGAAGAUCGCCGAUCAGGUGAUCGCGGAAGGUAAGCGUCGUGGCAUCAGCGAUAAGGGCAUCAAGGCCGCGGUCAUGACCGCCCUCGCUGAAACCGAUUUGCAGAACCUUGACCACGGCAUGGAUGGCGAUAACGCCGGCAUCAUGCAGCAGCGCGAUAACGGUGGUUGGGGCACGUUGGAGGACCGGAAGGAUCCGACUCGUGCGGCGGGCAUGUUUUACGACAAGCUCGACGACUUCGACUACAACAGCAUGUCGGAGGCUGAGGCGGCGCAGAAGGUGCAGCAGUCGGGCACUGCGGAUGGUUCGAAUUAUGCGGUGAAGGCUGCGGAGGCGGACGAGAUUAUUGCAGCGUCGAAUGCUCGCGGUAACGGUCAGAUGGCUGUUGGGACGACGGAUUCGGGUGUGGCGUUGGCGACUGAUGGGCAGCGGGUGUUUGUCACCAACUGGCCCGGUUCGUCUUCGUCGUCGUAUUCGGCGCCUGAGUCGGCUCUGUCGUCGGCGCCGGCUGGUGGUACCUCGGAUGCUGCUGGGAAGGAUCCGAACCUGAUCUGCGAUGGUGCGGAUUUGAUUCGGUUCGCGGAGAAGGGAACAGGUGGAGAGUCCUACAUUCCGCACGCCCCGUCGAAGCGGAACCGUUCAGUCGCGAUCACCCGUGAGACUGCACGCCGGUUCGGGUACGAGUUGGUGCCGAUGGCUGACGGCGGACUCACAGGGUUCGGUGGUUAUGUGGGGGAGAAGCCGGGGUUGAAGGUGCCGACGACGGCGAAUGGUCGUCGUGCUGCUGCGUAUAACGCUGCGGCGUUCGGUGUGGGUGCGGCGUUCGCGCUCGCCAGUGGCUUCGAUGCGGACGGUAAGUUCACCGGCCAAUUCGACACCAGCAGCAACUCUUCCUCCCAGUUGGAGAAGGGGCAUCUUGGAAGCCGUCAAGAACAAGGAACCCAUCCGAGCCACAGUCAACGUGGAUCAGGGCACGGGCAUGGCGAACAUCGCAAUCAUGAAGGGCGGCAUAUGAGCAGGCGAUAUGUCCUCGAAUGCGCGAACGGGACAGUGUGGGAUUUCAACGAUCCCGCCUGUCCCGUCUCGUUUCGUGUCGAGCCGACCGGCGCAGAGGGCGCGGAGUUCACCCACGAUGACCAAACGAACGUCGGGCAAGCCGGUCUGUCAUGGGUGGAUCGCAACGACGGACCUAACUACAUCGCUCUAGUCUGCAAACUCGGUCCGGUACCGAAGUCAGAUGGUCUUGCGCUAGGCAAGUUGUGGCGGCAUUCACUGGGGCGCGGCAAGGAAAUUCACAGGUACUGGUCGAUCACCGAAACGGGUGGCGAGAAGUUUCAGGAUGUGAGGCUCAACUCGAAGUUGGAGCCUCUCAACCUGACGAUGCUCAAAGAUGUCGGCUGGAUUCAGGAAGACCCUGUGUCCCUGCGGUCGGAUGAAACGUGGUGGCGGAAACGGCCCGCUAUCAAGACGUUCAAGGCAGUCGACUUCGCGACGGCAUCGAUCGAGUCGGAGUCGGAUGAGGCGGUGUGGCCGCACAUCGUCAUCACUGGCCCCAUCACGCUUCCGAAGAUCGGGUGGCAGGGCGAACUCGUUCCGCUGCCGACCAUCGCAGCUGGCGACGUGUGGACCAUCGAAACCGAUCCGAACUGGUUCUCCAUCAAAGACGGCGCUGGCAACGAUCGGUCAUGGAUUGCUCGCGCUUGGUACAAGCAGAUCCCCGGUGAUCCGGACGGUCCGAUCACGGUUCCCAUCACGAUCCAAGGCACAGGCACCAACACCAACACAUCGAUGACUGUCGCCGCCCCUGGAUAUCCGCGCCCGAACACGACCGAGGUCAAGGGCUGGCAGAUUGAGGUGGGGUCGCCGGAUGGUCGGUCGUGGCGGCCGCUGGGUGCGUACAUGGCGGGCACCGGGUUCGAAUGGGAUUGGGCGAUCCCGACUACCGGAGAAAUCUUCAUCAAAGGUAACCACCCUCUGGCGUCGUACCUAUCGCGGCCACGUCGCAAGGUGAUCUUGAUUCGUACGUGGCGCAACGGAAUACCGUGGACAGGCCGCGUGAUGGAGGCGCAGGUUUCCGGCCCACCCGGGCGCCUCACCAUCAAACUGACCUGCAUCAGCCACCUGUUCAAACUGUUGCGGGCGUUGGCAUGGGUGAACAACACGACGCCGCCCGAGUUCCAGCUGAACAUCACCGGCAAACAGGACAUCGACUGGGGACCGCCAGAUCAGGUGCUCAAAAAAGUUUGUGUCCAAGCAUUGCCGAUCCGGCGCACCACCCCCGACCUACCGGACCUUGAUGAUGUGGACACGUUGGACGACAUGAUCAACAUCGUCCACGAGUCGCCCGACGACAUGAUCAUCCUGGCGGCACGCUUCACGCAGCUUGACGAACUGUUCAAGCAGACAGUCGAGACCCAGGAGAUUGGGUUGUCGUUGGAUUUUUGGGAACCGUCGAUGGGCCCGAGCCCUCAGGUCUUCAAUACGCACACGUUGGCGAUGUUGCAGUCGGUGAUGGAUUACACGUCCGACAACUUCCUGAACUUCACGAACCCCGGCAACAUCUUGGGGCUCACGAAUCCGUCGGAGUGGGGGAAGCUGCAAAACCCUGGAUUCAUCUUCAACACCCACGCGAAGCGGGACCGCCGGCAGUAUCAGUGGCGCACAGAUUCAGAUCAAAUCGCAUUCAUACGCCGCACGGAAAAGUCUUGUGAUGCAACGCGGGUGGCGAUCGGCGGCAAGGCGCCCGAGAUUUUGAACCAAGUUAUCGAGUGGGGAGCCAACUUUGCCCUGCAAUUGAUCUUGAACGCCAUCCUCCCGGGGCUCGGUCUGGGCAACAUCAUCGGCGACUUGUUCGAUGACAUCUUCUUCGCGUUUCAACAGUUCUGGGAUCCCGAGCUCGAAGCUGAGUUGGGGGAGUUGGGUCGCGGUGAGGCGUUCGGGGACAACACUUCCGCGUGGUCGUUGGACGCGUUUGCUGUCGGUCAAGCCGCACUGAAGGCGCAUUCCGGUAGCGAGGCGAUCGAACUGACCAUCGUUGACGGUGGCGCAGAUGGUCGUGGUUUCACGUUCGGCGCGGACAUCGAAGUGAUUGACGGCGUGGAAGUUCAGUUCGAGCGCCGCUACAAGGUGGGCGACAUCAUGACCGUUUGGGAUGACGGUGUGGUGAUCGAGAAGCACGUGUCGAACGUGAAGAUCACUGAGCAGGAAGACGGCCGCAUGCGGACUGUCACCACGUUCGGUGACGCAAUCACUGUUGGGGAGGGCUGGGAACGCGUCCUCAACAAGGUCCAAACGAUCUUCGGCAGCAUCCGCGCUAUCGCCAACUCAACC
Messenger RNA from Mesorhabditis spiculigera, 6333 nucleotides. Lineage: Eukaryota; Metazoa; Nematoda; Chromadorea; Rhabditida; Rhabditidae. The record is from the annotation of a GenBank genome assembly.